Dentiscutata heterogama is the source of this 748-nucleotide messenger RNA. NCBI's taxonomy places the organism in Eukaryota, Fungi, Glomeromycota, Glomeromycetes, Diversisporales, Gigasporaceae. The record is from the annotation of a GenBank genome assembly.
UAAUUCAGAUGAACUUAUAGAAUUAUCCUAUGGAAAGUCAUACACUUGGAUUAUAAAAACAAUUCCGAAUGAAUUUUAUAACAAUUACAAUGAUAUUACUGUAAAAGCAAUUAUUGGUGAGGAGUCAACUAGUGAACCAAGUAAUACCGAUGAUGCUAAUAAUCCUUGGAAUCUUGUUUCAACUUACAAAUUUAUUUCAUCUAAUGGCGCUGUUGGAGAAUCAUCACUUAUUGAAGCUCCUGAUGAUAAUACUAAUUUAUUUACGAUGUUUAGUACUUCUAUUUUAGCUGUAUAUUUUAUGCUAACAGGCGAUUCAAGUGCAGUAUCUCCGUGGGGUUUAGUCAAUAAUUGGACUUUAACAUUUUUAUUAGUUAUAUUUUCAUUUUUCACAACGAUCUAUUUAUUGAAUCUGUUUAUUUCCUUACUUGGAAAUGCUAUUAAUCAAACGUAUAAUGAAGAGUCUUUUUUACAAUUAAGAGGAGAGAUACUAGCUGAAAUUGAACUUUUUUGGAUGCUUCCACAUCAAAGAAGAAAGAAAAACUGGUUUCCUGAAAUUUUAUAUUAUGAGGUUCCAGUUCAAGAACUUAAAAAAUAUAUAAAAAAUCUUAAUGAUGAACAAGAAGAUGAAAUUUUACAGGAUUUACUUCCUGGAAUCAAAAAAAUCGCUGGAAUUAAAGAAGAUGAAGAUAAAGACUCAACUAAAGACUCAAUUGAAGACUGGCCCUAUAGCCUCAUCACGAAAGAAUAA